CUUUUUAAUUCUUAAGAGUCAGUAACUCAUUGAAGGCCCAUUAGGGUUCUAAGAUGAGUACAUAAGGAGUAUCCUUUUGUCUAUUACCUUCUCUUCUGUAUUUGCGAUCCCCUGACAGGAACAAGAAACAUGGUGCACGUCAAUUUUUACCGCAACUAUGGGAAGACCUUUAAGAAGCCUCGAAGGCCGUACGAGAAGGAGCGUUUGGAUGCAGAGUUGAAGCUUGUAGGAGAGUAUGGACUAAGGUGCAAGAGGGAACUUUGGAGAGUUCAGUAUGCUUUGAGCCGUAUCAGGAAUGCUGCUAGAAUGCUUCUGACACUGGAUGAGAAGGACCCACGUCGUAUUUUUGAAGGUGAAGCACUCUUGAGGAGGAUGAACAGGUAUGGAUUAUUGGAUGAGAGCCAAAACAAGCUCGAUUACGUCUUGGCUCUCACUGUGGAGAACUUUCUUGAGCGUCGUCUCCAAACACUAGUGUUCAAGACUGGCAUGGCUAAGUCAAUUCAUCAUGCUAGAGUCCUCAUCAGGCAAAGGCAUAUCAGAGUCGGGAGGCAGGUGGUGAAUGUUCCUUCCUUUAUGGUUAGGGUGGAUUCCCAGAAGCACAUCGACUUCUCUCUCACUAGUCCAUUCGGUGGUGGACGUCCUGGAAGAGUCAAGCGAAAGAACCAAAAGGCUGCAGCCAAGAAGGCUUCUGGAGGUGACGGAGAUGAGGAGGAUGAGGAAUGAGCAACUUAGUGUUCGCAGUAUUUCGCUAUAUUACUACUGGCUUAUCUUAUUUUUCUGCAGUUUUAUGGUUACCUUAAUGUAGUAAAAAGAAAUGUAUUAAACAAGUUUUGGAGAAGUUUUUAAUUUUGGAUUUUGCGCUGUUUUAA
Molecule: messenger RNA, 869 nt
Organism: Lycium barbarum (goji berry)
Lineage: Eukaryota; Viridiplantae; Streptophyta; Magnoliopsida; Solanales; Solanaceae
Product: small ribosomal subunit protein uS4y-like
Exons: 3
Coding region: 130-723 (197 amino acids)
Biological process (GO): translation; positive regulation of translational fidelity
Cellular component (GO): cytosolic small ribosomal subunit
Molecular function (GO): rRNA binding; structural constituent of ribosome
Source: RefSeq, a predicted model, not a curated record